Eruca vesicaria subsp. sativa (arugula) is the source of this 534-nucleotide messenger RNA. Lineage: Eukaryota; Viridiplantae; Streptophyta; Magnoliopsida; Brassicales; Brassicaceae. The record is from the annotation of a GenBank genome assembly.
AUGGCGGCGGCGAUGCAGUGGUGCGGCGCGAUGACGCGACGGAUUAUGAUGGCCCAGCGAACGUCUGCAGCGCUGACUUGUUCGGAGAGGCAUUCUUCGGCGGCGGGAUCGAUGGAAGUGUGCGGGAGAGGGGAUAGUAAGACGAAGAAAGGGAAAAGGUUCAAAGGAUCUUACGGGAACUCGAGAGGGAAGAAGCAGAAGAUGAUUGAGAGAAUCAAAGACAAGCUCGAACUCCCCAGAUCCACUCCUUGGCCUCUCCCUUUCAAGCUUAUCUGAUUAUUUCAUCUCUCCCUUUUUAUUUGGGUAUAAUAAACUCGUCUUAUCUGUGUUUUUGUUUCUUACUUGUAUUGCCUAUUAUUUUCUCUCCAUUGUUGACUGCUCUAGCUUCAUUUGAUUUCAAUGUGAGGUCAUCUGCUAUAGAGUCUCAGUUGUUUGAUUUCUUUCUUGUUUAAUUGGAUUUGUCCGAUUAGAGCCUUAGCCUUGUACAUUCUUGUCUAAUUACUUUAUUGUAUGAAGAUUAUAGAACUAAACCAU